Molecule: messenger RNA, 491 nt
Organism: Tribolium castaneum (red flour beetle)
Lineage: Eukaryota; Metazoa; Arthropoda; Insecta; Coleoptera; Tenebrionidae
Product: endocuticle structural glycoprotein SgAbd-5
Exons: 2
Coding region: 119-430 (103 amino acids)
Cellular component (GO): chitin-based extracellular matrix
Molecular function (GO): structural constituent of chitin-based larval cuticle
Source: RefSeq, a predicted model, not a curated record
UUAACAAAAGGUGAAAUGUGAAGGAUGCCUCUACUCCUCUAAUAGUGGCGGGGCUUUUUCGCAGCUUUUUAUACAAACUAUAUAAAUCACAGCCACUGUGCCCAUAUCAGUACAAACCAUGAAAGUUAUCAGUGUGAUUGUCGUCCUGGCCGCCGCCGCCAGCGCCGCCCCCCAGCAGGGACGCGACGCCCAGAUCCUCAAAUUCGAGAACGAAAACAUUGGCGUCGACGGAUACAAAUUCAGUUACGAGACUAGUGAUCCCAUCACACGGCAGGAAACCGGCGAAUUGACCAACGCUGGGAGCGAGAACGAGGCGAUCAUCGUCAAGGGAGAGUACAGCUAUGUGGGCCCAGAUGGGAAGACCCAUUCCGUCAGCUUCGUGGCCGACGAAAAUGGGUACAGACCCAGUGCCAAGACUGCCCGGAAAUAAGCUCAAGCGGACUGGAUUUGUGUUGUUGUCCAACAAGUCUUAAAUACAUAACUGACCUAUA